AUGAAUAAUGGGAAAAUGAUGAAAACGCCUACGCCAAGUAUUGACAGUGUGAAAGUGGCUGUACGAGUGCGGCCUUUUAGUCAGGUUACAUUCAGUAUGCUGGAAAUUUACAACGAACAGGUAAGAGAUUUGCUGUCCAGAACCAAGAAGCCUGGAGGGCUCAAAGUAAGGGAAGAUCAACAGCUGGGCUUCUAUGUGGAGGGUCUGAAGACGGUGCCCUGUGAGAGCUAUGCACAAAUUGAAAGGCUGAUGGAACAAGGGACGAAAAUCAGGACCACGGCUUCGACCAACAUGAAUGUCAGCAGCAGCCGAUCGCAUAUGGUCAUCACCAUUCAUUUCAAGCAGCUUCAAGAAGGCACCUCCUAUACUAGCCUGAUCCAGGUGUGCCUCUGCCUGGUCACAGAUCUCUGUACCAUCAACAAGACAGAGCCAAGCCCCGCUACAGCCUCGCCCCCGACACCGCCAACCUGUUGCUUAAACACCUCCCUCCUUCCAGAGCAGCCAGCCUAUUCGCUGGCAGAACACGGGCUCGGGCCUCGUGCUGAUCAGCUGACCUGGGCGCACCUGCUGGCGCAGGCCCAGAAGGAAUGGCAGCAGCACUACGUGGCCGUCGCCCAGGAGCGACAGAUGGUGAAGACCUUUCCUCACCUGCUCAACGUCAAUGAGGACCCGCAGCUCACUGGGGUCCUCAAGUACUUCAUUCAGGCUGGUUCAUGUGAUGCUGGUCAGGCUGCUUCAAACACCAUCACUCUUCAAGGUCUGGGAAUUUCAGAUAAACACGCUUCCUUCACAAAUUUGGAUGGUAAAGUGAGUGUCACUCCACACAGCAAGUGCAAAGUGGUUGUGAACGGCGUGCCCAUCACCACCAGGACGAGGCUGCAGCAUCUGGACCGCCUUAUUUUGGGAUCCAACAGUGCCUACCUCUACAUCGGGUUUCCUGCUGAGCGAGGCGGUGAGGACUUGAGCAGGUUUGAUUACGACUUUUUCCAGCUGGAGAGAGCAGCUGCGGAGGGAGUGAGUGUGGACAAGCUCGGUGCUGGAAACAGCGGGGAUGGGAAGGCAGACCCCAGCGUCCUGGCUGUGUUCCAGGACUACGUCAAACUGAUGCCACUGGUCGCAGAAGCAAAUCAAAUGAGUGAAGAGCUGAAGAAGGAACUUAAAAUGGAACUGAAAGUGAAGAAUUUGGCGUCGUCAGAUUCCAGGGGCAAUGACCUACAGAAAGAGGUCAUGGUGAAGGUGACCAACCAAAGGACUCACGAGGUGUGGAUGUGGUCGAAAGCCAAGUUUAUCAAUAGGAAAUUCCUAAUGGAAGAGCUUUACCAGCACUUCCUAGAUGGAGAGGACAAGCGCGUGGCUCAGGAAGACGACCCCUUCUGGGAUCCUGCUGAGGUCGUCCACUUGGGCUCCGCUCACAUCUGGCUGCAGACGCUUGCCUACUGCAUGAAGCUGGAGGAGCAGGUGGCGUUUCUGAACUGCGACGGCCUGGAGGAGGCAGUGCUGCACAUCCACAUGACGCCCUGCUCCCCGGCGGGACAAGCCUGUGGUGAGGAAGACGUGGUUACUGACCCUUGGGAGCUGCUGGGCAAGAGGAUGGAUUUCCAGAUUCACAUUGUGCGGUGCCUUGGUGCCCGGUGGCUGAAGGAAGAUGCAGAGCGGGGCAUCCAGAUGGGGUACAGAAUUUAUGAUCUUCCACACACUUUAUAUACCAAGCCUGUAUGGAAAGUCGUGAAUCCCCAAAUUGAAGAGUCUGUGCAAUUUACAUCCCUAAAUGCGUCUCAGGACUUUCUGAAUUAUUUACAGACAAACGCUCUCAUUGUUGACUUAUGGGGUCUUCAAGAAGGCUGUACCGAACUGAGCUGCUCUCGGCUGGACCUCAAGGUCACAGGAGAAGGCCACAUCAUGGUGGACACCAAGAAAAUUUCCACUGUGAUGGAUAUAGGCCAGACUACAUCAACCCAGACAUCAGAACUUUAUCUGAAGCUGCUCAAGUUAGAACAGGAGACGGAGCUGCUCAGAAACAUUAACAGAGCCCUCAGAGAGGAAAAUGUGUUUCUCAGAGAAUCACUUGAGAAAACUGGUUCUAGUCAACAAGGUGAGAGGCCUCCCGAGAGUUCACAACUGCCAGCAGCCAGAGAGAUGCAUCAAAAGUGCCCUCGGCAAGCCAGCUAUGACGGAGAAUUUGCCAGAGCUCUGAAAGUCUUCUACCAAAGCAUGAAUGUGGCCAGGGGGCAGUUCCUCAAGCUGAGACACUACAAGCCUCCUGAAGACAAUCAAAUGCUUCGGCCAUUUGUACACCAACAGUCACAAAUGUUAAGGGACUUUGGGGACCUACUUGAAUCCAGCUUGUGGAAACUGAAAAAUGAUGUAGCUCUUAUAGUGAAAAAGAAGAGAGAAUGUUUAUUGCAUAGCGAAUAAUGAGGAUAUACCAACUGAAAACACUGCACUUUGCGCCAUGACGAUUACUUGGGCUGCUAACGAGCGUAAUGAACUUGGCUAUCAGAGCUGAACUGUGGACUCAAUUUCCCAAUUACUCAACCUAUUUCUUCUACCAUUUUAAAGCAAACCUCUUCUUCAUUUUGAUUUAAAAUAAAAAGGGAGUCUCGCUCGAAGGCAGGAAAAUCUGGGCUGGUGAUUUCUGCUUCAUACCUGCAGCCCAGGGGCUUCUGGGAAAGCCUAGGGUUCUGCCUGCAGCUUAGGUCCUGACUGAAUAUACACAUAUGAACCAAAAUAUAACCUGUACCCUCAGAGCCCAAGUAUGGAGCUCCGGGUGGUGAUGGCAGGACCAGGGGUCAGCAAAGUGUCAUGGAAUCGUGUGGCAGAACAGCAGGGAGGCUGUGGGAAGGAAGUAGGAACACCUUCUCCCUCUCGAACUGAGCCUCAAAGUUCUGGGACAAUUUGCGGAAAGUGUACUGCUUGCUUCAAGUGAGUAAUAUACUUUCUGCAAACGAGAACAGGUAAAACCUUGGGGGGGUGGGUUAAAAAGAAAAUUAGGGGGCGGCCGGUUAGCUCAGUUGGUUAGAGCGCAGUGC
Hipposideros armiger (great roundleaf bat) is the source of this 3029-nucleotide messenger RNA. RefSeq names its product kinesin-like protein KIF28P. Bases 1 to 2415 code for a protein of 804 amino acids. NCBI's taxonomy places the organism in Eukaryota, Metazoa, Chordata, Mammalia, Chiroptera, Hipposideridae. Gene Ontology annotation, molecular function: ATP binding; microtubule binding; microtubule motor activity. Gene Ontology annotation, biological process: microtubule-based movement. The transcript has 18 exons. The record is from RefSeq and is a predicted model, not a curated record.